Messenger RNA from Physella acuta, 1098 nucleotides. RefSeq lists its product as uncharacterized. The record is from RefSeq and is a predicted model, not a curated record. Lineage: Eukaryota; Metazoa; Mollusca; Gastropoda; Physidae.
AUUGACUGUGUAUGUUGAAUUUGUUAUUCCCACAGUUUUGAUGCUAAGUUGCAAUCGAACCAAAGUCUCCAGUUUCUUGAGGAACUCAAAAGUUGCAGAUAGCGUUGUUCACUGUUGUAGACCAGAGAUAAUGAAAUGAAUGAACCAGAUGAUCUAUUGAAGUACUUUACAGGUAAGGCAGAGGCUGAAAUCUGCGAAGGUGGAGAAUUUGAACUCGAUAAACUUUACGAAAACUGCUCUAAAAAUCCUGGCCACGCCGGUUUUAUUCCUGUGGAGGAGCUAACCCUCGACCACCUGCCUCCCAGGUACCGUGACGACGAUUUGUUGGAGAUCGUGCGUUGUAUUUCAACCUUGACCGCCCUGCUGAUCGGUAAAUACAGCAGCGAGCGUAGGCCACAGUUUCUGCCGAAAACGAGGGAGGCGUAUCCGGGGUUCGAGAGUAGGGGCGACUACUCCUUAAAAACGGGCACCGGAAGGGUGCGUCGCGUGCAGAGGUACUCUGAACGGGAAAAACAAAAACUGGUGUGCAACUGUGAUGAGUGUCGUUUUUCGGAAAAUCCCAAAACACCGGUGGGGAAACUUGAGAUUCAGACGGCGACGCACGUGGUUUUUGACCAGAGUGAGUUGGAGAGAACGACCUGCGUGUUCUUUUAUGAUAAAGGUCAAAGUUCAACGGUCAAACUCCGGGGUCAGAGGAUAGUCAGCGUGAUGACCCUCGGGGACUGGUGUCGUUUUUCAUGCCUGACAUGCGACGUUAGUUUUUUCGACAAGAUUUAUAAAACGUGGAAAAAAUUCGACGAUUUGCUGGAAAUUAUAAACGAUAAAUACGACGAGUUCGUCGAUGAAGACAGACUGGCGAUCAUCGUGUCGCAUCCACACGGCAAGCAGAAACAGGUUUCCAUUGGACAGUGGCACAAAGCGUUAAACGAAGCGGACAGCGUCCACUCGAAAUACUCAUACUACACGUGCACGUGUCCGGGCAGCAGUGGGGCGUAUGUGUACAUGGUGGGUGAGCGGUUCACCACCUACUGUCACGUGCACAGCUGCACCAGUCAGCUCGGGAGCUACAGCAGCGAGGGCGGGCUCGGCGCGGCGUGA